Molecule: messenger RNA, 2485 nt
Organism: Amyelois transitella
Lineage: Eukaryota; Metazoa; Arthropoda; Insecta; Lepidoptera; Pyralidae
Product: ankyrin repeat and SOCS box protein 3-like
Exons: 3
Coding region: 493-2100 (535 amino acids)
Biological process (GO): intracellular signal transduction
Molecular function (GO): protein binding
Source: RefSeq, a predicted model, not a curated record
AUGUAAAAAAAAUUCUUUUCUUCGAUGUAAACAAACAAAAAAAAAGGUCGAUUUGAUUAUUUAACAUCCGACUUUUCAUGUGUUGUCUUUAUAAACUACCUACAAAAUAACAAUGUGGCUAGCAAAUUUUACAAUGUUGAAAAUAAAUGUUUGUGUUUCAUAGUAGUUCUGUUCAGAAAAGCUACAGAAAAACAAAGUUCUACUGUAAAUCAUUUUGUAAGAUAUUUUUAUUAUUAGCCUCGACCCCGGUAUCUAGAUAAUUUAAGCCCUAUCUAAGUGACAUUUUGAAUGUAUAAAACUACAAGCCUAAAUACAAACACAUUUAUGUAUAAGUAUUUUUAAUGUAGAUAGGCAUAAAGAAAAUUAAUUGUGGAUUACUUUAUGGCGAAAAUUAAUAACCAAUUAUUUUUCUGUUCUUUUACAUGUAUUUAUGAUGUCUAAUAUCUUUAAUCAUCAAAUUUUAAGUACAUCUUAGCAGAUCAGAAAGUAAAUAUGGAUUUCAGUUCGCACAAUCCAACAACAUCUAAUGCUCUCAACCUAGCCGCCAGAAGGAAUGAUGUGAAUGCUGUCAGAUCACUGCUCCAAAAAAUUAAUCCCAAUUGUGUUGACAAUAGAGGUUGGACUUGUCUCCACGAAGCAGCUGAUAAAGACAACUAUGAAUGUUUGCUGUUGAUUUUAGAACAUCCUGACUGUCGGCCACUUGCUGAGACUCAUGAAGGUCACACUGCACUUUACAUUGCUUGCCGUAAAAAAAGAUCCAUUAAAACAAUUAAAGCCCUUUUAGACAGUGUACCUGAUAUAGCUAACUAUGGAAGCAAUGAAAGUGUUACUCCUUUGCAUAUAGCUAGUGGCCAAGGAAGAACUUUUCUAAUACAGUUAUUAUUAGACUAUGGUGCUUUAAUAAAUGUACAAGACUUUGAUGGUGAUACACCUCUUCAUGAUGCAGCCAUGAAAUCAGAACGGGAAGCUGUGGAAGUCCUAUUACAUGCUGGAGCUGAUCCAGAAAUUAAGAAUGAUCCUAAUUUGUUUACUCCGUUUCAUUUGGCAUGUGGCCAUGGUUGCAUUGAUACAGUCAAAACUAUGUUUCCGUAUGUCACUGACAUCAAUAUGCUGUCAGCAGCAGGAGAGAGUCCGCUGAUGGUAGCAGUCAGGGGUGCGUCUGAAGAAGUUGUAUCUUUUUUACUGGAAAACAAAGCUGAUCUUCUUAUAAGGAAUGUUGAAAAUCAAUCAGCCCUAGAUAUGUCUUUGGCUUUAGGCUAUAUACCAGUAUUCAAAAUGUUGUUAUCAGCCACACCAAAGCAACACAUUAGCUCAAAUAUAAUGCUUUAUGCUUGUAAGCCACAUUAUUUCAAGACUGAAAUUUUGGAAGCAUUGUUAUACCACAAUGACUUGGGACCUGAGUUUUUUGACUUUAUAGAAUCUUUUCAUGUGACCUUAGAAACGAUAGGAAACUUGGAACCAUUUUACCUGACAAAUGCUCCUUUAAAUUCAUAUUUGAAUAUUUGUGAAUAUAUUUACAAUCAAUCACCAGAGAAGUUUAGAGAGUUUUUUUAUUUGUUUCUUUCAAGAGGUGUGUCAGUUGAUGCCAUAGACAUUAAUGAGUGUCCUCCUCUAGUGUAUAUACAUUAUUCUGGACACACAAAUUCAUUUCCAGAAGUCUUUAAAAUACUCAGAGAACACGAUUGCAAUGUAGAUUACUGCAGUGCCCGAACAUGUACAGACAAAGACAACUGUGUGCCUGAUGCGUUCAUAGCGUCCCUUACAUCGGACGCGGAGACGGCGCCGUAUAUGUUGCCAUACAGCUUACAUUGCGACCCUGCUACUCUGCUUAAAUUCGCUUUUGACAAUGGAAUAGGAAACAGGUUAUCUUUACAAUUGCAGGCCAAAAUAAUUUCUAUGAUUGAUGAAAGCUACGAAGGAGUUUUCGCCGAACAUAUUUCAAAUUUAGUGCCGUCGCUGAGGCAUAUAUGUAGAUUGAAAAUAAGAAGUAUAUUGAGAAAUAGAAAAGGCGGAGUGAAAUCUACUAAAGAAUUUUUUGUCAUACUGGACAAUUUACCGUUACCACCACUGGUGAAGAAUUAUUUGCGUUACGCAAAUUAAAUGAUUAUUAUUGAAAGAUAUUACAUACUAAUUUGUAAAUGUAUUUAUUAAAUAAAUCUGUAAAUGUAAAUAAUAUUGAUAAAUAACUUUCGGCAUAAAUGUCGGUUUGAUUGCUCAAAAUGAGUACUUAUAUAAAAUUAUUAAAUGUGAUAUUUUUUCUUAUCUGGAUAAACUAAAAUUGCAUUAUAAACUUAAUUGAUAAAAUAUAUUACAGAAAAGAUUAACCAGAAAUAUAGCAUACCUCGCCGUAUUAAGAAGUAUUACGAAUUUAAAAUUGAGCUGGCAAUAACCAUAGUUUUAAGCAGGAAACCAGCUUAUUAUAACACUAUAAGGCUAUAUAGCGUCCUCAUUGACAGGUCUGCUAUAUUUUUGGUCAUCCUUUAAA